GUCUUGGCAAGUAUGGUUAGUGGAAGUGACGUGCAUGUUUCCUGGAGAGAGCUGUGAUGACAUCGCCUUAAGUAUCUGGGGGAGACUGUGCAGAUCAGUCACUUGGAUUAAUCCCUCGCUUUAUCAUGUGAUCUAAAACCUGGACGAGCCCAUGGGUUCUCCUUGUGUGUCAGCUGUACAUGUAAGAUUGACCAUUGAGCUGUCCACAUGGGUAGCUGGAAAAUGAGCAGAGUAACUUCAUGAUUACAUGACUCUCGACAUGGAUACUGUCCUGUCAGACUUUGUUCGCUCGACGGGGGCAGAGCCUGGACUAGCACGGGACCUGCUUGAAGGAAAAAACUGGGACAUCACUGCAGCGCUCAGUGAUUUCGAACAACUCCGCCAGGUGAAUGCUGGGAAUUUACCUUACUCUUUUAAUGAAGGACGAGGGGUCAAAAUGCAGGAAAAGGAACCAUCAAGAGUUGGGCGGUCUGUACUGCAGCGACAGGAUGACCCAGUACCAGAGAAGCGGCUGACUCGGGGAAUCUCUCAUGCCAGCUCCACCAUUGUUUCUCUAGCACGUUCCCACAUGUCGAACAAUGGCAGCAAUGAGCAUUCGGUGGAUACUCCUAUCUGCACCUUCCAACUGCCUGAUCUGACUGUUUAUCGCGAAGAUUUCCGGAACUUCAUUGAGAGAGAUUUAAUCGAACAGUCCAUGCUCGUGGCUCUGGAGCAAGCUGGACGUUUAAAUUGGUGGGCAAAUGUUGAUGCCAGCUGCCAGCGCUUGUUACCCCUAGCAACUACUGGUGAUGGGAACUGUCUGCUUCAUGCUGCUUCAUUAGGGAUGUGGGGAUUCCAUGAUCGGGAUCUAAUGUUAAGGAAGUCUCUGUAUUCCAUGAUGGAGAAAGGAGGGGAGAAAGAAGCUUUGAAAAGGAGGUGGAGGUGGCAACAAACACAACAGAACAAGGAGGUAAAUAACUCUCAGCAACACGCAAGCCCUCCUCCUCAUCGUGUCUUGCGGUCUGUGUCUGGGCUUGUUUACACUGAGGAGGAGUGGCAGAAGGAAUGGGACGAGUUGAUAAAGCUGGCAUCCAGUGAACCACGUAUUCAUUACGGAACCAAUGGAAGUGGCUGUGGAGGGAGAUUGCCAACGACGACCUUCCCUGCUCUCAACAGUGUGGACAGCUCGGAGGAACCUGUGUACGAGAGUUUGGAGGAAUUCCAUGUCUUUGUGUUAGCACACGUCCUGCGAAGGCCGAUUGUGGUAGUAGCCGACACCAUGCUCAGAGACUCGGGUGGAGAAGCAUUUGCUCCCAUACCAUUCGGGGGCAUCUACCUGCCACUCGAGGUUCCAGCCAACAAGUGCCAUCGAUCCCCACUGGUCCUGGCCUAUGAUCAGGCUCACUUCUCUGCACUGGUAUCCAUGGAACAGAGAGAGACCAGCAAAGAACAAGGUACUGAUGCAGCCGUGAUUCCUCUGACUGACUCUGAACACAAGUUACUUCCGGUACAUUUUGCAGUGGAUCCAGGGAAGGAUUGGGAAUGGGGACAGGAUGACAAUGACAAUGUGCGAUUAGCUAGUGUGACUCUCUCAUUGGAAGCCAAGCUCCACCUGCUGCAUACCUACAUGAGUGUGACCUGGAUCCAAGUGGCCUGUGAAGCCCAGCAAGCUCCCCUGGCCCAGCCCGAGUCUCCCAGUGCCUCCGGAGGGGAUGAUACCAGGUCGGUGGCUGAGUCUGGAGAAUCCGACAAAGAGUCAGUGUGCAGCAGCUCCAAUGGGAACAGUAGCAAGGCCGGUAGCAAGGAGAAAACCAAGAAAGACAAGGACAAGAGGAGAGCAGAGUCAGUGGCGAAUAAACUGGGCAGCUUUGGUAAGAGUCUGGGCAGCAGGCUGAAGAAGAACAUGGGCUUUAUCCACAGUAAGGGCAGCAGAGGGAAUGGGCAAAACGGCACGUUGGAGAAGACCAGGAAGAAGGGAUCUCUGAAGUCGCAGAAAGGAGGCAAAGAGGGCGGCCUGACAGAAAGCAGUUCACCUGGAGACAGAGUAGGGGGUAGCAAUCUGGCGAAAUCACAGCCUGCUGACCCUUACAGGUACAGUAAUGACGUAAAGCUCAGCCUCAGCAUUCUACGAGCGGCCAUGCAGGGAGAACGCAAGUUCAUCUUCACAGGGCUACUUACCACCAGCCACAGGCACCCGUACCAGGAGGAGAUGAUCCAACGCUAUCUGACCGAUGCUGAGGAGCGUUACUUUGCAGAGCAGGAGCAGAAGGAGGCGAAUAAGAGAGCGCCGUCAAACAGUAGCACAGUCAAGAAGGCUGAUCAGGAGCUGUCUGCUCAAGCCAGGUUUGACUCGCAGGAGCGUCUGGUUGAGGACUCUGUCAGUGAGCUUCCUGUUAACCCUUAUAGCCCCUCAGCUCAGGGCUACAAUAGCCAGAGUGGGCCGCAGUCCCACACAGCAAAAUUUCCCAACUACCAGGACCCUCCGUUCUCUGGCAUUCUUUCCAUCCCUCGACCCAGCCUGGUAAUGACGGAGUUUAACUCCCCACAGCCCAGCUACAAGGAGACUAGGCGACAGGUUGCUGGUGGCUCCUACAAUAACCUGCCCUCCUACGCUACCCUGCCCAGGCAUUGCGGGCAAGGACACUCUGCUGUGGGCAGCCCUGCCCACUCCUCCUGCCACCCGCCCCCAACAGAGACAGAUGAGCCUCCUGAUUACCCCACCUCCUCCUGCAACAGCUCCUACCACAGCUUCAGCAAUGGCUUCACAGAGCAGUCGGACUGCUUGGGGCCGGAGGGCUCCCAGGACCCAGUCAAAGGCAGGAACCUCUACUCCAUCCAACAGACACGCUGUCGCCAGACAAACUGCAACUUCUAUGGGCACCCGGAGACGGGGAACUACUGUUCAUGUUGCUACAAGGAGGAGCUGAGAAAGAGGGACAGGGAGCCCCUGUCUCACAGGUUCUGAGCUCAGCACUUUAUCCUGCAGCUCAGGCUCUGAGCACAAGAUGGGAGAUGCAAUAAUGGCUGCCCUUGGAGGUAAGGGGCAGAGGAGGAAGAUCCCACGGGUAGAGGCCAGAGUCAGGUCAGGCCCCGGGAGAGUCCACGUUAGACGAAAGUACAAGUUUUGAAAUGUUAACUUUUUCUUUUGAUCUUGCCUCCUUUAUUUCUGCAGUAAGCCCCCUCAGCCGUAUAUUUUGCAGAGAUGUUGGUUGGUAUUUUUGGUUUACUGAGCAUUACGUGUGACAUGCAAGGCAGAAACUGUUAGUAUUUCAUUCCUUCUCUCCAGAACACUCCACAGGGACACAAAUCCCCACUUCCUCUCCUCUGUCCCUAACCUGAACCACAGCAGGAACCUGAGGGAGAGGAACCACAGCAUAAAGCAGGAGGAACCUCUCUUCAAAAGCUGGCUGGCUUUCGAGAGACUGUGCUCGUCCGCAGUGUGGCCUAAAACUGACAGAGGUCUCACAACCUCUGAUGUUCUCCAGCACUGCAGUCCCUACGUUGUCGCUGCUUUGUAUGGGAGCAAGGCCUGAGGUCUCCAGACAGAGCCACUGACAGCCAUGAGCUUAUCUGCUUGGAGUGGAGUUGAACAAGAAAGUCAUGGUAGCAGAUGGAGGGACGUACAGAAGCCUCUGUGCUUUGGUCAGAUGGCUCUGUGGGUCAUCUGGACAUACAUACAGCUCAUAAUAAUGGUGCAGGCUUUCCCCCAGCUCUGGGUCAUAGCUCUGUGUGUGUGUGCGCAUGUGUGUCCUGUCCUCGCACACUGGUUGUGUCUGUGUGCAAGACCUCCCCCCUACACUUGCUGUCUGUGUGUGUGCACGGCGUGUUCCACCACGCUCGCUCUGUGUGUGUGUGUGUGUGUGUGUGUGUGUGUGUGCGUGCGUGUGCGUGCACGGCCUCUUCCACCACACUCGUUGUAUGUGUGUGUGUGCACGGCCUCUUCCACCACACACGCUCUGUGUGUGUGUGUGUGUGUGUGUGUGUGAGUGCGUGCAAAUGACCUCUCCCUGCACCCUUGCUGUGUCUCCGUGUUCUGCCAGUGAGAUUGCAAAGUGCUGUAAUUCCUGCUCCAUUCAGACCUGGCUGUUAAAUCAUGGGUUAUGACCUGAUAACUACUGUUCAAGUCAGGAGCUCCGUUCCUGCAGCAGUUCCCAUCACUGACAUAUCCCCAGGGAUUGUAACAAAAGGUGCUCUGUUAGCUUUUCUCCCUGAAGUUAACUAAUCGCAUCCAGGAUCUAGCCACGUUGAAUAAUGUUUUGUUUAGAGUUUGUUAAUUGAGCAGAAAAUAAAUUUCUUUCCAUUUAUUUAACAUAACUUGCAGCAAUAAAAGAUUUUAGGUACUGUGUCUACCAUGGUUCAGUGUUAGAGCACUGUCAGAGGGUCAGUGCUGAGGGAGCACUGCUCGGUCACAGCUGAGCUAAAGGAUUGUCUCUGCAGCUCUCAUCUCUGCUUGCAAAGCACUCCAGCAUUCCUAAAUCCAUAUUAAAGAUGGGUCACACUUCUUUGCAUCAGGAUCGAAGAAGGUUUGUGAUGCCAGGGCUGUCUGUGAGAGAGGGGUGGUGGUGAAGAGAAUGCUUUCUCAGUCUCAACUUCAUCACUUUCCCUAUAACACUAAUCCUAAUCCACUGUCCCUUAUUCCGCCCCCCUGUCCUCUUACUCGGCCCUAAUGGAAAAGUUCAGCUUUGAAGUGUAAGUUGUUAUAAUAGAGCCUGCUGCAUUGGUUCCAUUGUCACUGGAUUACUCAAUGCCACAGAGAGUGAGCAACUGGCCACGUGGUCAUUCAGAAGCUUGUAUUGAGCACAACUUUUUCCACUAGUUAGUGUUCAUUUUAUCUCCAAUGCUGCCCCCACUGUGACUGUCCUCAGGAGUGAGAUAGAGAAGGAUGGUGUAAAAAGGAGGGGGAACAAUUGGUGUCACUGACUCCAGCUUCGGAUUUCUCACUGCUGCUGUCUGUGCCCAGUCAGGAAGGUACAGACUUGGGCAUUGAACUGAUGGUUAGCUGUUUGAGGGGGUAGAAGAAGAUGUGCAAUUGACGCCUGGUUCAUGUCACAUUGUAAAACCUGUAGAUCUACCCCCAGCAUUGUAGUCACUUGGCAUUAUCUGACUUUUGCUUCCCAGAGGUGCCAGCUCUGCAGGCACUGGUGUACCUUCCAGAGAGAGAUAUCUGCAAGGAUACACAAGUGGGUCAGCAAAGGAAGUAAGAUACCAUUAAACACAAGAGCUCAACACUGAUAUGGGAGCUCUCUCUUUAUUAUUGCUACCUUUGCAUUUAGAAACCUUGAAUGUUAUUUUUGUGGUAGAGUUGAGGGUGGAAUGGGAAAGAGAUGAUAUUUAGUGAAACCAAGCUGGGGCACGGAGUUCUGGUGGCACUUGUACCCCAGUCGACUGCAGGUUGGAAGUCUCAGCCCAGCAAGUUCUGGGGCCAGGAGUAACCAUUCAGGCCUGGGCCUUGGAACCCUGUUGCCUUGUUGAUGAAAAUUGUAAAUUGAUACUGUACAAAGUUAAUAAUUUUUAAAACCUCACAUGAGCAGCCAGAUCCUUCCAGAAGUUUUGAUUUUCCCCCAAGCCCCCAUGGAGAUGACUGAGACUGCUGAGUGUUGUUUAUCUCUGAGAGGUUUGAAUGGUCCAGUGUGUAACACACAUGACUUUCUGUAAAUUUUGAAUGCUGUAUGUUAGUUAGAAUGUACAGAACAUAGGACAUUUCUUUAAUCACACUAUUUUUGGAAUAAACUGAAAAGUGAAUAAA
Messenger RNA from Rhincodon typus (whale shark), 5725 nucleotides. Its product is annotated as OTU domain-containing protein 7B-like. Gene Ontology annotation, biological process: protein K11-linked deubiquitination; protein deubiquitination involved in ubiquitin-dependent protein catabolic process; protein K63-linked deubiquitination. Gene Ontology annotation, cellular component: cytoplasm; nucleus. The transcript has 14 exons. Bases 248 to 2944 code for a protein of 898 amino acids. NCBI's taxonomy places the organism in Eukaryota, Metazoa, Chordata, Chondrichthyes, Orectolobiformes, Rhincodontidae. Gene Ontology annotation, molecular function: K63-linked polyubiquitin modification-dependent protein binding; zinc ion binding; DNA binding. The record is from RefSeq and is a predicted model, not a curated record.